AUGGCUGAAACAAUAUCCAAUUCUCCUGAUAAUAAAUUAUCAAUGUCUGAAAAUAAUGAAUCCUCUAAUUUACAUGAAUUUCGAGAAAUGGUGGAUGUCGCACUUAAUUUAGAUAUGUCAUCACAUACUAUAAACGAUGAUAUAUCUGUUGAUGAACAAAAUAUUGAUGAAGCUUUAUUAUCAGAUACUUGCGAAGAGCAAAUCAAUGGAAGUAAUACAGUUACAUCUGUUACAGUCUCAGAAUUACCCAGUGGAAUUACCGAUUGUCUAAAUGUAGCUGCUAAACAAUUACAUUUUCUUUAUGACAGUGUUGUGAGUACACCAUCAACGGAAAAUGGUGAAGAAGUAGAUGAAAAUCGAACUGAAACAGCAGAAGAAAUAUCUAAUGGUGUUGUUGAACAAUGUACAGAAGAUGAAGAAACAGAUCAUUACGAAUCCUCUUCGACUAUAUCAAAAACAACGACACAUACAACUACAACUAGUAAUCAACCUCAUAAACGACAUAUCAUGAUUAGUUAUAAUCGUUCAUCACGUCAAACAUGCCAGAGAAUUUAUGAUGGUCUUGUGGCACAAAAUUAUAAAGUUUGGAUGGAUUUAACAGAUAUGGCUGAUGAUAUACUUGUUAGUAUGGCACGUGCUGUAGAGAAUUCUUAUAUUGUAUUACUUUGUAUUAGCCAAAAAUACUAUGAAAGUGAUUAUUGUCGAUUAGAAGCAGAAUAUGCAGCUGAAAAUCGAAUUAAAUUUAUUCCAUGUCUAAUGGAAAAAUCAUUCCGUGCUCAGAGUUGGUUAGGUAUUAUUAAAGGUUCAAAUGUCCAUAUUGAUUUUUCUGAAUCUGAAGAUUUUGAUCAAUCAUUUAAUGAAUUAAUUCGUCAAAUAACUUAUGUUGAAAGAAAAUUAUCUUUGCAACCUCGUCGUACACCCGCUCCUGGCCCAAUGAUAAAUCCAAUGAAAUUACUAUCAAUGCCGCCACAACCUAGUGUAGCAUCAACAUUUACAAAUGAUGUAAAUUCUCGUCGUUUUGAUGCUAUUAUUCGUGAAUAUAAACAAUCAAUAAAAAAGAAACGUCAUCAUUUAACUCGAUUAAAACGAAGUGAAUUAUCUGAUCUUAUUUUAAAAAUUCGUCAAGAAUUAUUUACUGAAACAUCCCAAGUUUUAUCAGAUGGUGAAAGAUCCGAUGAUGAAGAUGAAAAACAAAAUAAUAAUAAUAAUAAUAAUGAACAAUAUUUACAACAACUUGUAACUCGUUCAUUAGAUCAAAAUGAAUUAUUAUUAAAAUUAGUUGAUCGUUUAACAACACCACAACCAAUGGAACAAAAUAAUUCACAAAAUUUAAAUAUGGAUGGAAUUAUUAAAGUAAUUAUAGCUAUUAUGCUCCUAUGGACACUAAAUAUAAUAUGUCACAAAAAAGAAUAA
Adineta steineri is the source of this 1413-nucleotide messenger RNA. The record is from the annotation of a GenBank genome assembly. NCBI's taxonomy places the organism in Eukaryota, Metazoa, Rotifera, Eurotatoria, Adinetida, Adinetidae.